Messenger RNA from Ostrinia furnacalis (Asian corn borer), 2558 nucleotides. RefSeq lists its product as uncharacterized. The transcript is spliced from 7 exons. NCBI's taxonomy places the organism in Eukaryota, Metazoa, Arthropoda, Insecta, Lepidoptera, Crambidae. The record is from RefSeq and is a predicted model, not a curated record. Bases 226 to 1953 code for a protein of 575 amino acids.
CAAGCACACCUGUACUGUGAUACGCCGCACUGUUUACAAAACGUUUUUAACGAGUUAUUUUUAUGAAAAAAAACACGCCGCGCCGAUUUUAAACUCGAACGUUACAAUGCGCAGGAGUGGAUUUGCUGAAAUGAUGGUUUAGUGUUUGUGUUCUGUGUUUUUGGAUUUGUGCCUGUUUCCAGUUUUGAGGUGUAACCCGGCGCAUGGCAGCAGAGCGAAAAAAACAUGUCCGGGAUGACGGGAGCGAGUAUGUUGCGCACGCGCCGCAAAGAUGUCAACGUCAAGCCCAAUCGCAAGUUGGACCGCAAGUCCUCGCGGGGUAUGCUCUACGAGAACGAGGAGCUGCGUCUGCGCACGAUCAACAUUAACGCUGAGGUGGAGAGAGGUCAAUCAGACAUCAAGAAGUUGAAGCGAGAGAACGAGCAGCUCAAGAGGGAGAUAUCAGCUCUGAGAUACGAGUACGACCGCCUGGACAGCAUGUUAAGGGAACGCAGGUCUUCGCCUGAACACUCGGACGACAGCGCGUCUGUGUGCAGCGCGUGCCCCGAGUGCGCGAGCGCAGACGGCUCAACGCGUGUUGCGUUUCAUGACCUCAGCGUGGUCCCGGAGGAGGCUGAGCUGGAAGGGAAUAAGGUAAAUAAGAGUGGCAUCGAGUCCCCGUGCACUUGUGAUGAGUGUCAAGAAGCUGAGGACAAUAGCCCAUCCAAGCAGAUAGCCAUCGAGCGCCAAAUGAGCGCGAACAAUGCGCGCGCGCCUCCAAAAAAGGCGGACAAACACGAAAGAACCGUAGAUGUACUCGUCCACGAUGCCCCCACCGAUAUCCCUAGAUUCUUCGAAUCGGUCACGUCACCACCUUACCACGUUGCCUCUCCACCACCACCCGGUUUCGUCGUCGCCCCAUACCAACCGCCACGCUUCCACACUGGAGGCAACGUCGAAGAUUUAUUAGGAGAGGUCCAAUCAACGCCAACUAUACAGACGACUUUCAUUCAACAAAAUUCCGUAUUCAUGUGUAACACAAAACGAGUGAUGCAAAGGCAAUGUUGCUGCCAAAAGCCAGAACCUGUUCCAACGCCGCCACAACCUAAUGGAGAUGCGAUACCACCGCCCAAAUCGUACGUCACAGAAAAGAACAUAGAACUGACGUACGACUAUCCUAAAUCUACCCCAGUAGCAGGCAGUCCCAGUCCGAAAUCAGGAGAAGAAUUAACGACUACAACAGAAGUGGCCAGCACUGUGGUCUUCGUUGAAAGAAGAAUCCCAGUGAAACCGAGAAAGUUUGAUUUCUUCUUCAGAUCACGUUCCGCUCCAGUAGGAGACAAUGAAGAACCGAUAUACGCCACAGUGAACAAACUGCCGAAGCGGUUACGGAGAAUGGAGCUCGCCAAUUUGGAGAAAGAAGUAGCCUACAGAAACGGGGAGCCCGAUUCUUCCACCAGAACUGAAAUGACUUUGAAAACUGAUUCUGAAUCACAAAUUCCGCCACCAGAUGAUGACACCAGUCGAUCUGAAAGGGAGAAGUCGACUGUGCCUCAACGGCCAGAAACUCCAAAAGCGAAGAAGCGGAAACGGUUCUCGCUGACGUUUAAGAAGAGGGAGAGGAAAAGAAGGGAAAAGAAGAAAGAGGGGAAGAAUGGGACAGCGAAGAACGGUGUAGUGGCAAAUGUAGAAAGUGAGAAUGAGAGGUUGAUAGAGGAACAAGAGAAGCCUAAGCACUGCACGCGGCAUCGGCCGCGGAACACUCUAUCGUCGUCUAGCUCGGGCCCGCGGUACAAGCGGGACAGCUAUCAGGAGAUGACGACCUCCCAUUCGGAGCAUGAGCACACGAACAGCAUGUGUUCGUCAGUAAACUCGCUCGCGUCUGCGUGCACGCACAAGUCUCGAAAACUUUCGGCGCCACCCAAUGACGGGUCGAUACCUUGGUGUGGCUGCUGGGGCGCUGGAUGUGUGUGACUACAGAUAUUACAAGAGCUUCUAAACACUUCGUUAACUGAGAAGAACGGGUCUCAAAUGCGACAUUCAGGCUAAGAACUCAUGGCGUGAUUUUCGGGUGAAAAUCGCGCUAAUAACCGCUCCCGUGAGUUUUGAAAUAAAUCCGCAAUUCCACAAGCGCCGCGGGCGCGCGUGAAAAUCGCGCCGUGAGUUCUUAGCCUCACUUGUAUUAAAUACAUGAGUAGGUACUUACAGCUAGACGUUUCGGUCGUGUUGCUACAGCCGUGGUCACAAGCAGUCUUCGUUAAUGCUCAAAUAGAACGAAUUCUUCGCCUCCAACUGGAGUAGUUGCUUCUUCAAUCCUCCGCAGCUCCGUUUUCAGAUCCAUCCGUCACACAUUAAAAGAUCUUCAACUAAGACCGUGAGAUUUCCAGCUUCUCAAUCCUUUGACAAUGCUCAAAUUGGAUUUCGAUUCUUCAGUCACCAUUCAGGUGGACAAGGUACUUUUUGAAGCCCCCAUUUGUUUCUCUUCAAAAAAGCUUCAGUAAGACUUGUGAUUUGAGAGCUCAACAUUUCGUCAAUGCUCAAAUGGGCUUCGACUUUCGUUUCAUAAUAAAAUCUGUUAA